AUGCAGCCCCGCCGAGUCCGGAAUCUCACCACCUUGUUCCAACGCCACCAACCUUGCUAUCUCCGGCUCUUCGUUUCACUUCUCACAAUUCGUCAUUCCUCAAAUCACCUCCUCAUCUCGUACUCAUCUAUAAUGGACGUGGUGUCUUCCAAAACGCUUCCCAUCGAACUCAGCUACGUCCAAUAUGAGCAUAAAUUCGAGGCUCAAUACCUUCCUGCUAUCCGCUCUCUCAUCUCCAAGGACCUCAGCGAGCCUUACAGUAUCUAUGUGUACCGAUACUUUCUUUGUCAGUGGGCGCACCUGUGCUUCAUGGCACUCAACCUCCAAGACGGCUCUCUAAUUGGCGUCAUCAUUUGCAAACUUGAAGUUCACGCUUGUCACUCAACCCCUACGCGGCGUGGCUACAUUGCGAUGCUUGCGGUAACGUCUCCGUACCGAGGACAUGGCGUAGCUACGUCCCUUGUCAAACGUGCCAUCGAUGCAAUGGUCAAACGCAACGCGGAUGAAAUUGUACUGGAAACCGAGGAGACAAAUGUGCCAGCCAUGCGACUCUACGAGCAGCUUGGCUUUCUUCGGUCAAAAAAGCUUCAUCGCUACUACCUCAAUGGAAACAGCGCUUACCGGCUGGUGCUACCUCUGAGAACCGUCGACCCGGACGAGACACUCAUCGGGGAUUUCUAG
Molecule: messenger RNA, 681 nt
Organism: Cordyceps militaris CM01
Lineage: Eukaryota; Fungi; Ascomycota; Sordariomycetes; Hypocreales; Cordycipitaceae
Product: Acyl-CoA N-acyltransferase
Exons: 2
Coding region: 1-681 (226 amino acids)
Biological process (GO): N-terminal peptidyl-methionine acetylation
Cellular component (GO): NatC complex
Molecular function (GO): protein-N-terminal amino-acid acetyltransferase activity
Source: RefSeq, a predicted model, not a curated record